This is a messenger RNA of Esox lucius (northern pike), 2109 nucleotides long. RefSeq names its product ISL LIM homeobox 2a (gene isl2a). Bases 88 to 1164 code for a protein of 358 amino acids. NCBI's taxonomy places the organism in Eukaryota, Metazoa, Chordata, Actinopteri, Esociformes, Esocidae. The record is from RefSeq and is a predicted model, not a curated record. The transcript has 6 exons. Gene Ontology annotation, cellular component: nucleus. Gene Ontology annotation, biological process: positive regulation of transcription by RNA polymerase II; axonogenesis; neuron fate specification. Gene Ontology annotation, molecular function: cis-regulatory region sequence-specific DNA binding; DNA-binding transcription factor activity, RNA polymerase II-specific.
UAGAAGUUAUCAGUCAGCCAGGGACGGGACGGGGUAGUCUCCCACUCGAUUUUUUUUCCAUCCAUCGGCCUGUUCUAUCCCUCCUGUAUGGUGGAUAUUAUAUUCAAUUCUUCUUUCUUGGGUGAUAUGGGGGAUCAUUCCAAAAAGAAGUCUGGAAUUGCAAUGUGUGUGGGCUGUGGGAGUCAGAUCCACGACCAGUACAUCCUGCGGGUCGCCCCAGACCUUGAGUGGCAUGCUGCGUGUCUGAAGUGCGCGGAAUGCAAUCAGUACCUGGAUGAGACGUGCACUUGCUUCGUCCGAGAUGGCAAGACAUACUGCAAAAGAGAUUAUGUAAGAUUAUUUGGGAUUAAAUGUGCAAAAUGUAACAUUGGCUUCUGCAGCAGCGAUCUGGUUAUGAGAGCUCGUGACAACGUGUACCACAUGGAGUGUUUUAGGUGCUCGGUGUGCCGCAGGCAUCUCCUGCCCGGAGAUGAGUUCUCUCUGCAGGACGAAGAGCUUCUGUGUCAGGCUGAUCACAGUUUACUGAUGGAACGGGCCUCAACAGGAAGCCCUCUCAGUCCGGGAAAUAUUCACUCAAGGUCUCUUCAUAUUGCGGAUCCAGUGUCCGUCCGACAGCCUCCUCUUCGGAACCAUGUUCACAAGCAAUCUGAGAAGACCACUCGGGUGCGAACGGUACUGAACGAGAAGCAGCUCCAUACCCUUCGGACCUGUUACAAUGCUAACCCGAGACCAGACGCACUUAUGAAAGAACAGUUGGUAGAGAUGACUGGACUUAGCCCAAGGGUCAUUAGAGUGUGGUUCCAGAACAAACGUUGUAAAGACAAGAAGAGAUCUAUACUCAUGAAGCAACUUCAACAGCAGCACCACAGCGACAAAACCAAUCUUCAGGGGCUGACAGGUACGCCUCUGGUGGCAGGGAGUCCAAUUCGACACGACAACACGGUCCAAGGGAACCCAGUGGAGGUGCAGACUUACCAGCCCCCCUGGAAAGCCCUGAGCGAGUUCGCUUUGCAGAGUGACCUGGACCAGCCCGCCUUCCAGCAGUUGGUGUCUUUUUCUGAAUCGGGCUCCAUGGGUAACUCAUCCGGCAGUGAUGUGACCUCCUUAUCAUCGCAGUUGCCGGACACCCCAAACAGCAUGGUACCGAGUCCAGUGGACACGUGAGACGGCACAACAUUGGCCUCGAACCCCAUGCAUGCGCCCGAGUGUCCAACAUCAGGACUGACCAGCGUACCAGCUUUGAAAGGGAAAGGAUUUCAUGAACAAUAUCGUCGGAUUUGUGGAUACAGCCAUUUGUUCAUGGAUGGACCUGCACUGUUCACGAUCGGAAGAUUUUUUUUCAGCCAGUGAAUUUCUUGCGGCGAGAGACAGUAACAGAAACAGAGGCCGAGGCCGAGCCUCGGAUCCAUAUAGCCUGUGCUUGCACAUAGGACUACGUGAGGAUUAUACAAACAUUCAACGUUAUGAGCCACUGAAAUGUAAAGAACAAAUUAUAACAUGAUACAUAGUGGCAUGGCAAUUUUUUAUAGUUUCAUCUUUCAUGUAGCUGAACGUUUCCUAUGCCGGGUUGGGACUAUAUGGAGCCCCAUGUCUCUUUAGAAGCGCAUGAUUUCAAGGUAUUAUUUAAUAUCAAGUCUUGUCAAAUAUUGUAAUUAAGUGGAUGGGAUACAAAUUGUUUUAGCUUGUCAUGAAAAAAUUGGCUUAACUUAUUGUUAUUUAUUGGAAGGAAAGACAGGCUAUCUUAAUAAACCCAUACUAAUAGUAAUGUCUAAUGAACUAUGUAUGCAAAACCUCAUAGGUGCCGUAAUUUAUAAACAUAUUCACACGAAUUUCAAUAGACUAAACAAAUCACUCCAACUGCGAUUUCAGCACUUCAGUGGAUUAACGUUGGCAUAGCAUAGCCAAAGCCAAUUAAGAAUUAAUUAAAAGUAGCUUGUUAAAUGCAAAAUGUGUAUGUCGAAUACAGACUAUCUCUCGUUGAUUUAAAAAUAAAUCACGUUCAGAAAAUCGGAUAGUUUAAUAAAAUGGAUGUAGGACAAAUGUCUAUGGGCUAGAGGCCUAUAUCCUACUAAAAUGCACAAUAUAGGAAUAAAGUAAAAUAAUCAUGAA